GGAGCGGAAGUGACGUGACCUAGUCUCGCGCUGCCGUAGUCCUCCUCUCUCUCUUCUCUAUGGUUUUCCCCUCCCACUCUCUUCCUCACGGCGACGGGAAAUGGCUGCCGAGCUGCGAUAAGGGAGCGGGCAGCUGGGAGCGCCGCCUGCCAGGAAUUAAUAUUUCUGAGCACAUUUUGAGAAUUUUAAAAUCACUUCAUUGAUUAACAUCUAGAGGCCUAAGAAGUAAUCCACUGAAGAAAAUGGGUAGAUCUAAUUCUAGAUCUCAUUCUUCAAGAUCAAAGUCCAGAUCCCAGUCCACUUCUAGGUCGAGGUCCAGAUCACAUUCUAGAAAAAAGAGAUACAGUUCUAGGUCUCGGUCCAGGACAUAUUCACGAUCUCGCAGUAGGGAUCGUGUUUAUUCUAGAGAUUAUCGCAGAGAUUACAGAAAUAAUAGAGGAAUGAGACGCCCUUAUGGUUACAGAGGAAGAGGUAGAGGGUAUUAUCAAGGAGGAGGUGGUAGAUAUCAUCGUGGAGGUUACAGACCUGUCUGGAAUCGAAGACACUCCCGAAGCCCUAGGCGGGGUCGUUCACGUUCCAGAAGUCCAAAGCGAAGGUCUGUGUCUUCCCAGAGGUCCAGGAGCAGAUCUCGUCGAUCUUACAGAUCUUCCAGGUCUCCAAGGUCCUCUUCAUCUCGUUCUUCGUCCCCAUACAGCAAAUCGCCUGUCUCUUCCAAAAGACGUGGAUCUCUGGAAAAGCAGGCUAAGAAAACUGAGGGAGCUCCUCUGCAAGAUAGCCCUUUAAAAAGUAAAUCACAGGAUGAACAGAAAGAUACAUUUGAACAUGACCCAUCUGAGUCCCUUGAUGACUUUAACAAAUCAUCAGCAGCUUCUGGUGACAUUUGGCCUGGCCUUUCAGCAUAUGAUAACAGUCCAAGAUCACCCCGUAGUCCUUCUAUUGCCUCCCCGCCCAGUCAGAGUUCAUCUUGCUCUGAUGCCCCUUUGCUCAGCACAGUGCAGUCAGCUAAAAACACACCUCAACAUUCACAUUCCAUUCAACAUAGCCCCGAGAGGUCUGGCUCUGGUUCCCUUGGAAAUGGUUCCAGUCGCUACAGUCCUUCUCAGAAUAGCCCAUUGCAUCACAUCCCUUCAAGGAGAAGCCCUGGAAAGACAAUUCCUUCACAGAGUGCUCCACGUGAGGAGGCUCGAAUGCGCUCAUUUUAUCCUGAAGCUGGGGAACAGGAAACUGCAAAGGGUGGAAAGUUUCUAAAAAGGUACACAGAUGAAGAGUCUAGAGUAUACCUGCUUGAUAGGGGUAAUACCAGGGAGAAAGAGGCCCAGAAGGAGAGAGGAUCAGAAAAAGGGAGGACAGAGGGAGAAAGGGAAUGGGAGGAUCAGGAAGCUUUAGAUUAUUUCAUUGGUAAAGAUGCUGGGAAACAAAAGUUUAGUGACUCUGAAGGGGAGGAGACAGAGGAGACAGAGGAUUAUGGACAGUUCAGAAAAUCUGUCCUCGCAGAUCAGGGUAAAAAUUUUGCUACUGCAUCUCACCGGAAUGCUGAGGAGGAAGGAACCAAAUACAAAUCUAAAAUUUCAAUGAAGGGCAAUAGAGAGAGUGAUGGAUUUAGAGAAGACAAGAGUUAUAAACUUAAAGAGACUGGCUAUGUAGUGGAAAGGCCUAGUGCAACAAAAGAUAAGCACAAGGAAGACGACAAAAGUUCUGAGAGAAUAAUGGUGAAGAAAGAAACUCAGUCACCUGAGCAGGUAAAGUCUGAAAAGCUCAAAGAACUCUUUGAUUACAGUCCUCCUCUACACAAGAAUCUGGAUGCGAGAGAAAAAUCCACCUUCCGAGAGGAGAGCCCACUUAGGAUCAAAAUGAUAGCCAGUGACUCCCAUCGUCCUGAAGUUAAGCUCAAAAUGGCACCAGUCCCUCUUGAUGAUUCCAAUAGACCUGCUUCCUUGACUAAAGACAGGCUGCUUGCUAGUACGCUUGUCCAUUCUGUCAAGAAGGAGCAAGAGUUCCGAUCCAUCUUUGACCACAUUAAGUUGCCACAGGCCAGCAAAAGCACGUCAGAGUCAUUUAUUCAGCACAUUGUGUCUUUGGUUCAUCAUGUUAAAGAACAAUACUUCAAGUCAGCUGGUAUGACCCUAAAUGAGAGGUUCACUGCGUAUCAAAAAGCUACUGAAGAACAUUGCACCCGGCAAAAGAGCCCAGAAAUACACAGGAGGAUUGACAUCUCUCCAACUGCCCUGAGGAAGCAUACCCGUUUAGCAGGUGAAGAGAGAGUCUUUAAAGAAGAAAGUCAAAAAGGAGAUAAAAAAUUGAGAUGCGAUUCUGCUGAUCUUCGGCACGACAUUGACCGUCGUCGAAAAGAGCGAAGUAAAGAACGAGGGGACUCUAAAGGUUCCAGGGAAAGCAGUGGCUCAAGAAAGCAGGAGAAAACUCCAAAAGAUUACAAGGAUUACAAAUCUUACAAAGAUGACAGUAAACAAAAAAGAGAGCAAGACCGUUCUCGAUCUUCCUCAUCUUCAUCCCCGUCUUCUGCCUCAUCCAGUUCACGAGAAGAAAAAGAGGGCAAGAAAGAAAGAGAUGAAGAGUUCAAAACCCACCAUGAGCAGAAAGAAUAUUCAGGUUUUACAGGAGUCAGCAGGCCAAGAGGCACCUUUUUUCGAAUUAGGGGCAGAGGAAGAGCCAGAGGAGUUUUUGCUGGAACAAAUACUGGUCCCAGCAACUCAAAUGCUACUUUUCAAAAGAGACCGAAGGAAGAGGAGUGGGAUCCUGAAUAUACCCCAAAAAGCAAGAAAUACUUCUUGCAUGAUGACAGAGAUGAUGGUGUGGAUUAUUGGGCCAAAAGAGGAAGAGGCCGUGGCACUUUCCAGCGUGGCAGAGGGCGGUUUAACUUCAAAAAAUCAGGUAGCAGUCCAAAGUGGACACAUGACAAAUACCAAGGGGAUGGGCUUGUGGAAGAUGAAGAAGAAACAAUGGAAAAUAAUGAAGAAAAGGACAGACGCAAAGAAGAAAAGGAGUAAUAUGAAGAAAAAUUCCCGCUGAAAAAGCAGCCCUUGCACCACCCACACAGCAUUUUUAAUAUUUUUUUGUCGUCAAAUGAAUGUAAGCAUUUUACUUAAAUUUUACUGUUUAAAAGUAGUUUAGAGGGAUUGUUUUUUGUUUUAAGGCUUUAGAGAUCUUGAUAUAGUAAACUGUAUGUUGACGAUCGUACAGGUAGAAAGUAAAAUAUUUGUAAUUAUCAACUUUUAAGAACUUUUACUGUCUGUUAUAUACAGUGUAAUUCUGCUCUGUCCAAAAGAUAUGGUCAAGUGCAACUCAAAAGUUUUGAUUCUCCCCUAUGACGCUGUGUUUUAUUCUGAAGUAAACUUAUAGCUCUGCAUACCUGAAAUCUUGGAAGAGCAUUUUUUUUUUUAUAAAUUAGUACCAAGUCUCAAUCACAAUGGAGUUAGUGUUCUCCUUAGAUAUAAUGAACUAGAGCAAAGUCUAUUGUGUUUUGCCACCCAUCCAAAAGUAGUGUUAAAAGAUUGCUACCUUAAGCCAGUCUUUUUUAUAAAGCACUUUUCACAGUGAACAGACUGAAAUUAAAUGUAUUUGAAAAUAGUCUUCUAGCUUGCUAAAGCAAUCCUAACCAUAGCUUGAUGGGAACUGUACUACAAGACUAAUGCAGUUCACUUUGUUUUAAUAACUGCAGAAAACUUGCUGUGGAUCAUAUUUGAGAGCUAAAAGUAUUUCAAUAUCCCUUAAAAUGAAUGUGGAUGGAGAUUUAUACAAACCUGUAUUAACAUUGUCAUACAUUCACAUUUCUAGACCACCCCCACGAUGGGAGCUCUCUUCUGAACAAAUCUAAAUCUGACAAGUAUAGCUGUAGCAUAACAGGUGCUACCUUACUCCGUCCAUAUACCGCUACUGGGGAAAUGCCUCAGCUGUUUGUGCAACAGCCCAAAAAGUAGCUUGACUUCUAUACACUGUAACCGGAAGAUUUGUCCUACAUUCCAAAUGCAUGUUCCAUUUUUGCAUAUGACAGAACAAGGUAAACCACUAGUGGGGAAAGAGUUGCUUUUAAGAAAAUCUGUUUAGUAUAUUUCAGACUUUGCAUGCAUAAUGUAUGAAGUCUUGUGAAUGGAGCACUAGUUGCUAUCUUAAAACUUUUCAAGCACAGUGAAUAACUCAAAAUGACAUUCUCAAGAGUAUGUUUUAAUUGGUGACUCAUGGGUUACCAAUAGAAAGUUUUAGUCAAAAAGUUUGUGACACUAUUAAUCCAGCUGCCCCUUCGUGUCAGUCUUUGUUCCAGUUCAUAAAACUGCCUUUUUGAUUUCUUUACGUGGGCUUUCCUCUUCAAGUAAAUAUUCUGGCAAGUGUGAAUUCUCUAUUACGUUUACAGACUUAUAUGAAAUAAAAACUAAAAGUUUUUAAAGGGAUGAAAUGUUAGAAUUUGUGCCUUACCGCUCUAAACAUCUUACAGAAACUUGAACAUUUUAACACAUAACAAGCUGAAACAGGAUAAAGAUAGCGAUGAUAAGUUCUAAAACACAAUCCCCUUCAACAUUUGAAAAACACACUGCAGCACUAAACUUCAAAUUAGAACUAACUUGCUAUUACAUUUUUAAGAUCAUUAACCAUUUAAAACAGUAAGAGCGUUUUCAUUUAAUUUAAUUCUCUGAAGUUGAGCCUUACUUCCUUUCCAGCCUUGCAUAUAAUCACUUGUGCUUCUAGCUCUUUUGUUGCAGCAAUAGCAGAAGCUAAGGACUAAAAUAAAGUUUCGCAAUUUUAAAAAUAAUCUUAAUGUUACAACUAGAUUAAGGAUGCAAGUUCAAAAGGCUGUGUUGAGUGCAUUUUGUUAAAGCAAAGCAAGUUGUAACACUGAAACGUAAAAGUGGAACUAGCAGUAAAGUAUUAAAUGGAAGCUUUCAAACCAUUUCCAGCUAUGUUGUUUAUAACAUAGCCUGCUUAAUUCCAUAAAUACAGGUCUUGAAAAAUUUCCUACAAACCAGAAGCCAGCAGUACAAUGAUGGUCAAAAGAAGGCUUGUAAAAGCUUGAUUUGUAUCAAGGCUUGCCUAUCUCUUCUUCCUAGAAUAACACAGUAGCACACACUUAGUAAUAUAGAUAUCUGUUUGUUUAUAGAAGUGUUUUAAAUGCUGUGUAAGCCAGUAGUAUCUGGAGAGCUUGACAGUGGGAUAUACAACAUCUACGCCAACUUAAAGAUGUCGAAGAGCUAGUGUGAAAUACAGAUCUCAGUACUAUAGUACGGGAGGUGGGGGGGCGGUGGCUAUGUCUCAGCAUAGAAUUAUUUGGCUAAUUUAUUAAGCAAACCUUCCAUCUGAAAAGGAAAAUACCUUCUCUUCUUACACAUCCACACACCUGGAUGUGUACGGUCUAAAGAUUCUAUCAGGUUAAUGUUGUCAUACUGUACUUCACUCUGUCCUGGAGUAUCAUACCCUCUUUCUAAAAGACUAUAUAAACACCACAUACUGCUUAUUACACACGUUCUUGUAAUAGUCCUCUCCCCACAAGAUGAUCUCCGCUCCAUUUGUCACCUUAUUGGCAGCAAUGGUAAUAAGAGCAUAGAGAUGUAGCAUCUAAUUUUGCUAAUGUAACUGGGGAGGGGCAGGGGGGAGAUGGCUCCUCUUCACAGGUCUUGGUAAAAAGGUUAAGCCUUCAAUUUGUUUACAGCUUUUUGAAGGGAAGUAGUGGAAUGAGUGUUAUAGUUCAGUAAAUAUUUGAACCAUUAGCGUAACUAAAAGAAUUGGCAUUCUACUCCAUUAGUGCUAUGGUAAUUUGUACAAAUGUCAUACAAACCUUACCUCUGUUACAAGAUCUGAUUUUACUCUUACUACUUAAGAGACGACUGAACUUAAAACUGAUUUACUCCACUGACUUUCAACAAAACUUCACAAAGACUUCUGGUAGGCUAAAGUAGAGAGAAUGAGAGGAGGAAUGGAAAACCAACGAACUCUGAGUUCACUAUUCAGAAACUAGUAUCCCAGAGUUCACCCUGAUAAUUAACAGUUAAUGUGAAUCUAAAACUCAAAGGCGGCAACUAGAAACAAGUCAAUGGGGGUAGACUUGGACUUGUAGUAUAUGAAGAAAAUUGUGAGUACUUGUACUGCAACAAUCUAAGUAAUUUGAUCCAGUAGCCUAGUUGUUAGGCACUUGGUAGUACAAGAACUCCUCACUUAACGUUGUGGUUAUGUUCCUGAAAAAUGCAACUUUAAGCGAAAUGAUGUUAAGCGAAUCCAGUUUCUCCAUAAGAAUUAAUGUAAAUGAGGGGGUUAGGUUCCAGGGAAACUUUUUUCACCAGACAAGACUAUAUUAUAUAACUAACACACACACACACUAUAAGUUUUAAACAAUUUAAUACUGGUACACAGUGAUGAUGACUGUGAAGCUUGGUUGAGGUGGAGGAAUCAGAGGGUGGGAUAUUUCCCAGGGAAUGCCUUACUGCUAAAUGAACUAGUAAUUGACUGAGCCCUGAAGGGUUAACUCUCUACAUUCUACAAGGCAGCAGGAAAAGAGGGAGGGCAGACAGAGAUACACACUCUGUGUGAGAGAGGAAAAAUGUACAUUUCCCCUUUAAGUAGCUGACCCCAGGCUUAAGUACACUGCCUUGUUUAAUUAAAUCAGCUUGCUGAGACCUGAGACAGCAGCUACUUCCUAGAGGCUCCCUCCCUCCGUCAUGUGUCCCCCCUGUUCUAUGGAGAAUGGGGUAAGCGGGAUGCAGGAGCAUGGGGGAGGAGGAGACACCCUGACAUUAGCUCCCCUUUUCCCCCCCGUACAAUAAGCAGGAAUCUCUAGGAGCAGCUCCAAAGGCAGAGGGCAGGAGCAGCACAUGGCAAUGGGAGGAGGGACAGCUGCUGCACAGGGAACUUAGGGGAAUGGGGAGCUGCUAGGGGGAUUGCAGGUCUACCCUAGUUCCAACCACCCACCAGCUAGUUGCAACGGGCUGCUCUUCCUGCAAGUAGUGGACAAAACAGGAGGCUGCCAAAGGAUGUUAAAAGGGAGCAUUUCACAACUUUAAACGAGCAUGUUCCCUAAUUGAUCAUGUCAUAAACAGAUAGUUAAGGGUUAAUGUCUCUCUUACCUGUAAAGGGUUAACAAACAGGGACCUCAAACAUCUGACUAGAGGACCAAUCAGAAGACAAGAUACUUUCAAAUCUCAUGGGAGGGAAGCCUUUGUUUGUGGGUUUUGGGUUUGGCUUUGUUCUCUCUGGGUCCUGGACGGGACUAGAGGUGCAACCAGGUUUCUGCCAAUCUCCCUGCUACAGUCUCUUAUCUAUUCAGAAUUGUGAGUAAGAAAAGGCGGUCAUAGUCUUUUAAUUUGUGGGGUUUUUUAUUUACAUAUGUGUACUUGCUGGAAGUAGCUUAAAUUGUGUUUCUGCUGGAGAAAGUUUCUUUCUAUUGUUUAUAGUUGAAAGACCCUGUAACUUUUUACCAUCUAAGUGCAGAGAUAAACCUUUUACUUUUUCUUUCUUUCUUAUUAAAAGUUUUGCUUUUAA
Messenger RNA from Gopherus flavomarginatus (Mexican gopher tortoise), 7479 nucleotides. It is a transcript of the gene BCLAF1, whose product is annotated as BCL2 associated transcription factor 1. The transcript has 13 exons. Gene Ontology annotation, cellular component: mediator complex. Gene Ontology annotation, molecular function: transcription coregulator activity; DNA binding. NCBI's taxonomy places the organism in Eukaryota, Metazoa, Chordata, Testudines, Testudinidae. Gene Ontology annotation, biological process: positive regulation of transcription by RNA polymerase II. Bases 243 to 3005 code for a protein of 920 amino acids. The record is from RefSeq and is a predicted model, not a curated record.